This is a messenger RNA of Strongylocentrotus purpuratus (purple sea urchin), 3193 nucleotides long. RefSeq names its product aminopeptidase N. Gene Ontology annotation, molecular function: peptide binding; zinc ion binding; metalloaminopeptidase activity. Lineage: Eukaryota; Metazoa; Echinodermata; Echinoidea; Camarodonta; Strongylocentrotidae. Gene Ontology annotation, cellular component: cytoplasm. The record is from RefSeq and is a predicted model, not a curated record. Gene Ontology annotation, biological process: peptide catabolic process; proteolysis. The coding region runs from base 30 to 2960 and encodes 976 amino acids. The transcript has 18 exons.
AACAAAGCUGCCAAAUAAGGAGAAUCAGCAUGACAAAAAGUGGCCAGUUCGAGCUCCAUGACGAGACCGGAAUGAAGAAGACGAAGGGCUACUUCUGUUCGACGUUACACCUCAUCGUCCUGGCAAUCGUGGUCGUAAUCCUGCUCAUCGUCGUCGGAUGUAUGGCUUACUUCCUGCCUGACCGGCCGUGCAAGCCGCCGACAUCGAAUGGUGUCGUAGGGGAGCCGACAAAAUCAACGGCCCCCGAAGAGGAAUGGAACGGUCGUCUGCCGCGCAACCUGAUCCCCAGAAUCUACCACAUCUACCUCAAGCCCUACCUGCUUGAAGAAGACGUAGGGCCAGAUACUCGUCUCUUCACUUUCGACGGUCAGGUCAAGAUAAACAUGACCUGUGACGUGGCCACCGACGUCAUCACACUCCACAGUAAGAAUAUCACCAUCCUAUCCUACGAACUCGUGGACGACGUCGGAAAUGCGGUAACGGUCGCCGACGUAACCUACGAAGACAGAUAUGACUUCGUCCAUUUCCAUCUUGACAUGAUGCUGGAGGAAGGCAGGAGCUACGAACUGGUGGUUGACUAUCUCGGAGAGCUGUUGGAGGGUAACACAGGUUUUUACCGCAAUAGCUACGAAGAAAGAGGGGAAACGAAGUGGUAUGCCGCGAGCCAGAUGGAGGCAACGCACGCGCGCAACGCCCUGCCGUGUUUUGACGAACCGGAUCUGAAAGCCGUCUUCCAUACCCAGAUCGAGCACCGCGCCGACAUGGUCGCCCUCACCAACGGCAUCGAGGAAACCGAGGUCGAGACUCAGGAUGGGUGGGUCAAGACCGCGUACAGGGCCACACCCGUGAUGUCGAACUAUCUCCUCGCUUUCGUCGUCGGUUAUUUCAACUACACGGAGCAAUAUUCGGAUAGAGGAGUUCGGUACCGGGUUUGGUCACGACCAGAGAAAAUAGAAGCAACAAGAUAUGGUUUGGAUAUUGGAGUCAAUAUGACGACAUACUUCGAGUCAUAUUUCAAUAUUUCCUUUGAUCUCCCAAAGCAAGACAUGAUCGCCACGUCUGUUGGAGGUGCCAUGGAGAACUGGGGCCUCAUCAUCUAUGUCGAGAGUUAUCUCCUCUUUGACAGUAAGAUCGACUCGGCUGAAGACAAGCAACGGGUUACCACUGUCGUCGCUCAUGAACUCGCACACCAGUGGACUGGUAACCUGGUCACUUGUGCUUGGUGGAACGAUAUUUGGCUCAACGAGGGAAUCACCACCUACCUAUCAGACCUCGGCAUCGACUCCGCUAAGCCGACCUGGAGAAUACAUGAACAGUUUCCCAUCGUGUAUGAGACGGUCUUCAAGACUGAUGCCCGUGUGACGUCACGUCCGGUCCGGCCGCCACCUGUCGACACCCCGGAUGAAAUCAGUGAACUCUUUGAAGACAUAUCUUACUACAAGGGAGCUCAAAUUACCCGGAUGUUGAGGAACAUGCUCGGCGAAGAAGUAUUCAUGAGCGGUAUUCGCCAUUACCUGAAUAGACACAAAAUGGACGUCGUAGUCACUGAUAACCUUUGGGCAGCUUUCACCGAGGUCGAUAAGGGCAUCGGUGACAACGACGUCAAGAAGAUCAUGGACACGUGGACGCUCCAGAUGGGUUUCCCCGUGGUCGAUCUCCAGCGCAUCAACGACCACCAAGUAAAUGCUUCACAGGAACGCUUCCUAGUCGAUCACGACGCCGACGCAGAAGACAAAUACGGCGAUCUGGGAUACCUCUGGUAUAUCUACCUAACCUAUACACAGAAGACAGAUGCCAAUUUCGAAAUGCCGCUUUCUACAUGGAUCCAAAAAGAACCGUGGGCUCUGGUCGAGUUGUCACCCUCCAUGGGGAACGAGGAUUGGUACCUGGCGAACGUUAAGCAGUCCGGAUUCUUCCGCGUUGACUACGAUGACGAAAAUUGGGCUCGACUCGGUAAACAGUUGGUUGAUGACCACACGGUGUUGCCAGUAGAGUCUCGCGCUCAGCUCAUCAACGAUGCAUUUACUCUGGCUAAGGUUGGGCGACUUGAUUACCCCCUAGCCUUUGAUCUGACCCUCUACAUGGUGAAUGAACUUGACUAUGUACCAUGGGAGGCGGUCCUUGGGUUUUUGUCCCACAUCAGAGAUAUGUUCGGGACGUAUUCUGGUUACGGGCAUUUAGAGAGCUACAUGCACCAACAGGUCCAGACAUUGUACACUGCAGUCGGAUGGGACGACGACCCGGAAACAGACCCUCAUCUUGAACAAUUAAAUAGGAUCAACACCAUUGAAACAUCAUGUAAAUAUAGCAACCAAGAUUGUCUCGACAAAGCGUCCGCCCUCUACCGCCAGUAUAUGGAGCAUGAUGCUAAUAACACCGAGAAUAAAGCAGAUUAUGAUAUCAAUCCCAUAACUCCUAAUCUUAAGAAGACGGUUUAUUGCUAUGGAAUCCAAGAAGGAGGGCAGAAGGAGUGGAACUUCGGCUGGAAGAAGUUUACCGAGGAUAAAACCAAGCAUUCGAUUUGGCUCAAAGCUCUUUCCUGCUCCAAAAGACCCUGGAUACUCAACAGAUUUCUGUAUUACUCUCUCAAUACAACACACCUAGCAAAGCGAGAUUCGUCUGUCAUCAUCAAGUACGUGUCUCAGAACGCCGUCGGUCGGGCACUCGCUUGGAAUUUUGUACGGAAUGAGUGGGACGACCUGAAGGAAUAUUACGGCGGUGACGAACUUUCUAAGAACACGGAUCUACAGAACAUGAUAUCCGAUGUUACGGCAAACUUCAACACACCGCUUGAACUUCAAGAUCUUCUUGCAUUCGGCGAAGACAGGGACUUUGGAUCAGCGAAGAGUAAAUACGCGAAGGCGAUAAAAAAGAUACAAACAAAUAUUGCAUGGAUAGAGAAUUACGCAAAGACAAUUUCACAGUGGUUGGAAGGAGCCGUCCCUAAUGAUGGGGAGUAAAAAAAAAAGGGGGGCACCCCAAUCUUUGGCGUAUCCAACAGAGGAUUAUGCAGGCGGACGCCCUCUCUGGAAAAUAAGCCAGUACAUAAUUAUUAAAGCGUGUCUACCUUGAACGGGGGCUACCUAUUAAAGUAUACCUCACUCCCCUCCAGCAGUCGACUUCUAGAUACGCUUCUGCAAGUCGUCGAACCUCACAAUGUCAUCGCCAUCAUCAUGGCCACCGUCCAGUUGUA